AUGAAUGAAAACAAUAAGACCUUGUCCAGUGACUUCAUCCUCACAGGGCUCUUCACUCAAAGUAAAGCCUCAGGAUUUCUUUUCAGUGUCAUUUGUGCCAUCUUCUUCAUGGCCAUGGUAGCAAAUGGGGUCAUGAUCUUCCUAGUCCACACAGACCCUCACCUCCACACGCCCAUGUACUUCCUCCUCGGCCAUCUCUCCUUCAUUGACAUGAUGUACAUCUCCACCACUGUGCCCAAGAUGUUGGUUGAUUACCUUGUGGGCAAGGGAACCAUCUCCUUUGUUGCCUGUACAGCCCAAUACUUUCUCUACAUGGGCUUUGUAGGGGCUGAAUUCUUUCUGCUGGGGCUCAUGGCCUAUGACCGCUAUGUGGCCAUCUGCCACCCACUCCGCUAUCCUGUCCUCAUGAGUCGACGGGUCUGCUGGAUGAUCUUAGCCAGCUCUUGGUUUGGGGGUGCUUUGGAUAGUUUUCUCCUCACCCCCAUCACCAUGAGUCUUCCAUUCUGUGCCUCUCAUGAAAUCAAUCACUUUUUCUGUGAGGCACCCACCAUGCUGAGGCUGGCCUGUGGGGACAAAGCUGCCUAUGAAACAGUGAUGUACAUUUGCUGUGUCACGAUGUUGCUGAUCCCCUUCUCUGUGGUGAUUGCAUCCUACUCCCGGAUUCUCAUCACUGUGCAGCAGAUGAAGUCAGCAGAAGGGAAGAAGAAGGCUUUUGUCACCUGCUCAUCACACAUGAUUGUGGUGACUCUGUUUUAUGGGGCUGCCUUGUACAUGUAUAUGCUUCCACAAGCCUACCACACACCUGCCCAGGACAAAGUCCUCUCCAUGUUUUACACAAUCCUCACACCCCUGUUGAACCCCCUCAUCUACAGCCUGAGGAACAAAGAUGUGACUGGAGCUCCGAAGAGAGCAUUGGGAAGAUUCAAGUGUUAUUAA
Messenger RNA from Otolemur garnettii (small-eared galago), 936 nucleotides. Its product is annotated as olfactory receptor 2T6. Gene Ontology annotation, cellular component: membrane. Gene Ontology annotation, molecular function: G protein-coupled receptor activity; olfactory receptor activity. Bases 1 to 936 code for a protein of 311 amino acids. Gene Ontology annotation, biological process: G protein-coupled receptor signaling pathway. NCBI's taxonomy places the organism in Eukaryota, Metazoa, Chordata, Mammalia, Primates, Galagidae. The record is from RefSeq and is a predicted model, not a curated record. The transcript has 2 exons.